Molecule: messenger RNA, 1745 nt
Organism: Aspergillus ruber CBS 135680
Lineage: Eukaryota; Fungi; Ascomycota; Eurotiomycetes; Eurotiales; Aspergillaceae
Exons: 1
Coding region: 235-1587 (450 amino acids)
Source: RefSeq, a predicted model, not a curated record
UUUCUGACAACAUCUGUCUGAUCUCAAAAGUCAAUAUAGCACUGCUAAUGAAGGCGUCAUGAGCCAGUUUUUGCAGAGUUUGCACUAUAUGAGAUCAGCAUCACGUGGUGAUAGCCGAGUGGGGCAUCCCAACAGCUUCAAUAAGAUCAUUCCUCAACAUUCAAUUGAAGAAGAAACUUCUUUAAAACAAGACGAAAAUUUCUUCUCUAAUCGCCGAAGACACAGCACUGCACAAUGGUAUCCGAAAACGACACAAACCGCAACCAAAUACCUCCGAACAACAAUAUCUCCCCUCGGAGUACUCGGCAAUGGCCGGAUGACGAUAACCCCUUCGUUGCAUUCCGCCGCUACGCAGAUGAGCAGAUCUCCUCCAUGCUGCAAUCCGUCAUGGGCCUUCCAUCAAUGGCCACUCCACCCAUACGAAACCGAUGGAGUAUCUUUGCAGAUGACUCUUAUGAUAAUGCGCGCGCGAAACGACCCGGGGAGAACAGUAACUCGGAAGAUGGUGCAUUGUCCAGACAAGACAAUUCUCUUGAUGCGUACCGCUACUGUAACCGCUGGUGGGAUGGAUUCGUCGGGUUCCCGGGCUUCUGGCGGUCUGAUUUUGAUGAUGUUUUCCCGUUUGGAUCCCGGUUCAUGCUUCCAUUCUUUUCAACCUUUGAUGAAGGGUUCGAUGAUACUGCUUCUUGGCCCGGGGCCUACUUGCUAUUUAGCCCGUACUCACCGUUGAAUCUGGAGGGGUCUUCUCUGGGAGGACAGCGUGAGGGCGGCGUUUUCUCUUCACUCGUGUUGUCGUUGAGGCCUGACGGCAGCGGGGGUGUUGUGGAAAAUAACGCCGAACCCCGCUGGCACGAGGCGUUCGAGGACCUCGUGCGAUUGGAGAAUAAACAGCAGAUGCUGGAACGAGGAUCUGGUAUUGAUGCAGUGAGCAAGAAGGAGACUGGAAUGGACUGGUUGAAAGGAAUGAUUCAACGGGGUAGUCUGGGUGACGGAUGGAAGUGGCAGCAGGCAGACGAUAACCCUAACAAUGGAUAUGCUAUGCUCGAGCGAGGCCAGCUCCCUCAUUCGUCCAAGCGAGCUGCUGAGACCGAGAAUGUCAAGAAAGAUAAUAUGGACCUGACUGAGCAGGAUUUGUAUGAGCAUUUCCUGAAAGGCCUUGAGAGACGUGAGCGCGAGUUCUCCAGAAUUUUUGAUGAAAGUCGUACCUUGCGCUUCCUUUUGGGGGACCCUCGACGCAAAAAUGAGCUUCUUGAACGUCAGCGCAGACUCCCAGAAGAGGCUGACAACGGGACCGGGUUCGAUGCCGUGACUGCUGAAACUAACAGGACCCCUGCACUGGAGAGCUCUCAGCCCAUUUCGAUAGACCAAGCCAAAACUGAACCCCUUGUGGUCUCCACGCAUGCAAACAUAAGACGAAACCGCAUGGCCGACGGAUCCAUCCACACAAAGACCGUCAGGACGCAACGUUUCUCAGACGGACACGAAGAGACCAACGAGUCCGUUGACGUUGCUAACUCGCCCGAGCAACGCUUCACCGUUGACCAGGGCGGUGAAAAUAGCUCUAACGAGGGCUGGUUCUGGCGGUGAUUUAAUAAUAUGUGCCGUAUUUGAUUCGAUUUAAUGCUUCUUGAGCGUGGGGGUUUUGGUUGGGGGCGUUUUUAAUUACACAACAAUAUAUGCGGUUGACGACGUAGACUCGAAGAAAAUGAAUAAAUCUUAAUGAAUUUACCUGAGCUGCUUUUACU